Molecule: messenger RNA, 1887 nt
Organism: Morchella importuna
Lineage: Eukaryota; Fungi; Ascomycota; Pezizomycetes; Pezizales; Morchellaceae
Exons: 5
Coding region: 1-1887 (628 amino acids)
Molecular function (GO): ATP hydrolysis activity; ATP binding
Source: RefSeq, a predicted model, not a curated record
AUGGUUUCCGCUUCCAAGGCAAAACGUGAGGCAGAGCGCGCCGCAAAGCGUGCCGCUGGCGAGGAGAAGCCAAAGAAGACCGCAGCCAGCAAGCUCGCUACUCCCGGUGGCUCCAAGGCUACCUCUCAGGCAACUUCCAAGGCCUCUUCUGUCAACGGCGAUGACGAUGGACCCGACGCCGCUCAGUUAGCCAAACUUGAAAAGCUCGCCUUACAGGAAGAUGAGCAUGGUCUCUCAGACCGUGUCACUACUGGUGUUCUUGCUUCUCUGGAGGCAUCCCGUGACGUCAAGGUCACUUCAGUUUCGUUGGUCUUUCAUGGAAAGGUCUUAAUUCAAGAUGCUACUCUUGAACUCAAUUAUGGUCGUCGUUAUGGUCUUCUUGGUGAGAACGGCUGUGGAAAAUCUACCCUUCUCAAGGCUAUCGCAAAGAGGGAAUACCCGAUCCCCGAACACAUCGAUAUCUAUUUGCUCAACGAGCCAGCCGAGAAAACCUCCUUGGGUGCCUUGGAAUACGUGGUCAAACAAGCAGAAAACGAGUUGAAGAGACUCGAACAAUUGGCAGAGGAAGUAUUGGAGAACGAAGGUCAUGACAGUCCCAUCUUGGAGGAUCUCUACGAGCGUAUCGACGGAAUGGACCCUUCAACCUUCGGAACUCGUGCCUCUCUUAUCUUGACUGGUCUUGGAUUCAACCCUGUCACCAUCAAGAAGCACACCAAGGACAUGUCCGGAGGUUGGCGUAUGCGUGUCGCAUUGGCCAAGGCUCUCUUCGUCAAGCCAUCACUUUUGCUUCUCGAUGACCCGACUGCCCAUUUAGAUCUUGAGGCCUGUGUGUGGCUUGAAGAGUACUUGAAAAAGUGGGAUCGUACACUUGUACUAGUCUCGCACUCUAUGGAUUUCUUGAACGGUGUUUGCACAAACAUGAUUGACAUGAGAAUGAGGAAGCUCAUCUACUACGGUGGUAAUUAUGACACUUACAUCAAGACAAGAACCGAACAGGAGGCCAACCAAAUGAAGCAAUACACCAAGCAACAAGAUGAGAUUGCUCACAUCAAGAAGUUCAUAGCCUCCGCUGGUACAUAUGCCAAUUUGGUUCGUCAAGCCAAAUCUAGGCAAAAGAUUCUUGACAAGAUGGAGGCAGAUGGCCUCAUUGAGAAGGUUGCUCCUGACCGUGUAUUCUCCUUCCGCUUUGCCGAGGUUGAGAAGCUUCCUCCUCCCGUUCUUUCUUUCGACGAUGUAUCCUUCUCCUACAGCGGCGACGCUAAAGAUUACCUCUACGAAAACCUUGAUCUGGGUGUUGAUAUGGACUCGCGUGUUGCUCUUGUCGGACCCAAUGGUGUUGGAAAAUCUACUUUGCUCAGAAUCAUGACCGGAAAGCUUCAGCCGACCCAGGGAAGUGUUAGCAGACAUACUCAUUUGAAAUUGGGAAUGUACUCGCAGCAUUCCGCGGAACAGCUUGAUUUGACCAAGUCUGCUCUGGACUUUGUUAGGGAAAAGUACAGGGAGAAGAGUCAAGAUUACCAGUACUGGAGACAACAACUCGGUAAGUAUGGUCUCAGUGGAGACUCUCAGACCGCUUUGAUUGGAACCUUGUCGGAAGGACAAAAGUCCAGAAUUGUCUUCGCCUUGCUUGCCAUUGAGUCCCCGAACAUGUUGCUUCUUGACGAGCCUACCAACGGUUUGGAUAUUCCAACAAUUGACAGUUUGGCGGAUGCUAUCAACGCCUUCGACGGAGGUGUCGUUGUCGUUUCUCACGAUUUCAGAUUGCUCGAUAAAAUUGCCAAGGAUAUUCUUGUGUGCGAGAACAGGACCAUCAGGAAAUGGGAUGGUACCAUCGGACAAUACAAGAACCAUCUUAGGAAGAAGAUGAUGGCUAGUGGCUCCGUCUAA